CUGAGCUCUCAAAUCCAACUCAAAAAGACAGGGCAGGACACGGCACACUUCUGCAACAGGACAAUAUACAACAUUUAAAGCAAGAUUUCAACAAUUUGAAAACAGCAGCAAUGAAGACAACACUUGCAACUCUGACUUUUUGCCUGGUGGUGCUCAUGGCCACAGGUUUCCCUUUGGAGAAGAAAGGGGGCUCAUCCUCCGGCAGUGCUGCCAAGGAGAAGCGUGUACAGUAUGCAGCGUGGGAUGAUGUGAAUGUCAUUGCUCAUGGUCUGCUGCAGCUGGGACAGGGGCUGAAAGAGCAUGUGGACAAAACCAAAGUCCAGAUGAGGGACAUUUCCACCAAGCUGAAGGUCUUCAAUCGCACAGUGACCGAGCUGGGGAAGGAAAGCCAGAAGCUGCGAGUGGAGGGGGAGGCCCUGAAGGCUCGAGCCCACGGACUGGAGGACAGAGAGGGGCAGCUGCUCAAUGUCACGGCCGAGCUGAGGGAAAAGGCGGAGGAGAUGCAGCACGAGAGGAAGACGAUGAGCGAGAGGAUGAGCCGACUAGAGGAGAGGGUGGACAACAUGCUGCAGGGAGGCGCUGUGCUGCCUGACACCAACGCUGGUGCCAAGAACAACAGUGAUGCUCGCCACAUCCAGCUGAUGCUGGAGGCUCAGAACAAACGCAUUGACGAUCUGAUGGAGCGGAUCAGACUCCAGCAGGAAAAGCUUGACAAGCAGAAUGUGCGCAUCAGGACCCUGCAGAGUCAGGUUCAGCAGUCACGACAGAGACCAUCCCUGAGGAACAGCAACACUGACGCGCAAAGUGCCGUCGCCGAGCAACGCGACUCACCAGUCGAGAUGGCAUCAGACUGUCAUGAGCUCUUCCUGAGAGGUGAGACCACCAGCGGGGUCUACACCAUCCAGCCAAUUAAUGCAGAGCCCUUUAAAGUCUUCUGUGAGAUGACAGCUGAAGGCGGAUGGACAGUGAUCCAAAGGCGCCAAGAUGGCUCUGUGGACUUUGAUCAGCAAUGGCAGGCCUACGAGAAAGGCUUUGGCAGCCUGAAUGGAGAGUUCUGGUUGGGGUUAGAAAAGAUCCACUCCAUUGCUAAAGAUGGUGGCUACAUCCUCAACAUCAAGCUCUGUGACUGGAGUCGUGACUCAGCAGAUAUGCGUCUACCCUUCCAUCUGGGCGGAGAGGAAACCAAGUACUUGCUCACGACUUGGAAGGCCGAAGCUUUCAGCCCCUUGGAGAGUUCCCUGGGGACUGACGCCACCGCCGCCUGCCCUUUUUCCACAAGUGACCAAGACAACGACCAGAAAAACGACAUCAACUGCGCCAAGCACCUCUCUGGUGGUUGGUGGUUCAGUAACUGCGGUCGCUCCAACCUAAAUGGUAGAUACUUCCAAAGCCCCCCCCCCAAGCAGCGGCACCAAAGGAAGCAGAGCAUCUUCUGGAAGACCUUUAGGGGCCGCUACUACCCUCUGAAGUCCAGCAGUAUGAGGAUCGGCCCUGCUGCGAUCGCAAACAAGUCAUAAAAAAUAGAAAGAGACAUAAAGAAAACGUUAAGAUAAAGAGAAGAGUUGGGAAAGAAGUAGAUUUUGGACUAUUCUUUCUGUUCUUGGUGCUUGGUUGAUGAGGUUUCCAUUUUCCCUGGUCAUCUCCCUGCAAGGAAGACCAUACACCAGAGCCAAGGCCCUCAAAAUAGAAGCAAAAAGAACUCACAUUAAAUGAGUUCCAGGUUUCCCCUGCUCUGUUUUCCGAGAGACCAGCCGAUUCCUCCCUUGCACCCAGAGCCACAGAUGGAAAAAGAGACACAGAUGAAACGUACAGUGGAAAGUUUUUCAUAUGUUGUACCAUUGCAGUUGAUUCCUUCUGUUGGCAUUAAGCAAGGACCUCUAGUAAAAAAAACAUCACAGGGCGAGUCCCGACACGUCCACUGUGCUGUGAGCCACAGAGGAUUUCCAACAAGUAGAGACGCAUCACCAGACACGUGGUGUUAAGUGUGUAUGUGGGCUGUUGUUGAGUUUGAAUGUGGUUUUGUAGCAAGUAAACAGCAUUUACAAUUAUUUGUAAAGAAUGCAUGUAGGGGUGAAAUGCAGGCCGAUUAGGCAAGCCUUUUAAACCCAAUGGUGUGGACCAAAUAAUGACUAACUUAAAACAAAGAGUUGUUUUCCACAUGAGCAUGAUGAAAUUUGUGUUCAAAAGCAUUAUGUAAAGUUAUAAAUCACUGUAUACUAGGAUUACGAUGCAGAAACUGUGUCAAAACUGAUGUUCGUGGGCCUGUGAAAACCAUUUCAGCCUUUCGUACAACAUAUUUUCCAUCUACAAUUUUGGAUCAAAUUAAGCAUAUUCUUCACUGAUUAAAAUUUUUCCUUGGUGAUUUUGACAAUGUUAAGUCAUAUUGACUUAUUUUAAUACGAGAGGCAUGGUUUUGUACAUAGUUUCAGAAAUAUAACUGUUACUGAUUUGUUGUAACAUUAUCUGUUGUCCUCAUGACUUGACCGUUUGUUGUUGUAGAUGUUCCCUUUCCUUAUUUAAAUGCUAAAUAAUCAAUAUAUAUAUAUAUAUAUAUAUAUAUAUAUAUAUAUAUAUAUAUAUAAAUAUAUAUUUCUGGUGCUGCCUGUUUGUAAUUUAUAUUUUAUUUUUCGUGUUUACCAGAUGUAAAAUUGUUUUUUAAGAGGCUUUAACCAUUUUGGGGCCGUAGCAAAUAAAAUUGAUCUAAACUAUUA
Cottoperca gobio is the source of this 2711-nucleotide messenger RNA. It is a transcript of the gene angptl4, whose product is annotated as angiopoietin-like 4. The record is from RefSeq and is a predicted model, not a curated record. Gene Ontology annotation, biological process: blood coagulation. Lineage: Eukaryota; Metazoa; Chordata; Actinopteri; Perciformes; Bovichtidae.